UUUACUGAGUUUGGCAAUAAGGGGUAUCAUGCCACACAAUGCCAUUGUUUCUAGCAAUCUGAUUAAUUACUUUUUAACCUGUAUUACUCUAAUCUCCCUGUGAUUGUCUCCUCAAUGCUACUGUCUCGUGCAGUUUCGUGCUCUGUACUCUUAGGGACGCUGUUGGCCAAUGUGUGGUAGUUGCACUGCAGAUUUCAGCAGCACCUCCCAGAUCAUUUAGAUUUGUGGGAAGCAAGGUCUUUACAGUGUAUAAUCCAAAUAAGUGAGAACACUAUACACGGGCAAAGGAGCUGGAAGUAUUUUUGAUCGACAUUUGUUUGUACGCUUUUUCAUUCUUAGUCCUGCUCUGUGUGGAAUACGAGUAUCUUUUCCGCGGAUUAUUUUCUGAUUUGUUGUGAUGGCGUUGAACGAAACAAUGAGACGGCAAGUACUAUUGUUUCUCUCGAUGCUCUCUCUCUGUUCCGUGCUUGGUCAGGUCAGCUAUUCUAUCCCUGAGGAAAUGUCGAAAGGCUCACUGGUUGGAAACAUCGCACAAGAUUUAGGUUUAGAUUUAAAACGGAUGAAAACGGGAAAAGCUCGCUUACAUGUUGGAAACAGCGCUGAAUACAUCGAGCUGAAUAAAGAAAAGGGGCUCCUUCUCAUAAAGGAGAGAAUCGACAGAGAGGCGUUAUGCAAACAAACGACUCCUUGUGCUUUACAUUUUCAAAUAAUUUUGGAAAACCCUAUCGAGUUUUAUCGCGUUACGGUAGAAAUAACAGAUAUAAACGACAACGCCCCUGCAUUCAAAAUGAAUAGUAUGUUAUUUGAGAUAAGCGAGUCGGCUGUCAGGGGGGCCAAAUUUGUGUUAGAGAAAGCAUUAGAUUCUGAUGUCGGAAUCAAUGGACUGAAGAGCUACUCCCUUAACCCAACGGAUAACUUCGUUUUAAAACUUAACGACAAUGCAGAUGGAGAAAAGGAGGUGGAGAUGGUCUUGGAGAAACCUCUUGAUCGAGAGAAACAAGAGCAUCUGACUCUAACACUAACUGCCGUCGACGGAGGUGAACCUCAGCUAUCAGGGACAGUGCAAAUUCACGUAACAGUAUUAGAUGCGAAUGACAAUGCUCCAGUGUUUACGCAGUCAACUUAUAAAGCUAGUUUAAUGGAAAACUCCCAGAGGGGAACUUCAUUAAUGACCGUAACAGCCACAGACAUAGAUCAAGGUGCAAAUGGUUUAUUAACGUACUCUAUUUCGAGUAACACUGAGGGAAUUUUGGAUUUAUUUGAAAUACACGGUACAAGUGGAGAGGUACGUUUGAUUGGGAAAAUAGAUUAUGAGACAUCAAAACAUUAUCAGCUACAUGUUAAAGCAAGAGAUCAAGGUGGGCUCACUGACUCAUGCAAAAUAUUAUUUGACAUUAUUGAUGUGAAUGACAAUGCUCCAAUAAUAGAUUUGAUGUCAACUACACAGUCUAUACCGGAAGAUUCCAAGUUACAAACAGUCGUUGCUGUGAUGAAUGUGCAUGAUGCUGACUCGGAUAAUAACGGAGUGGUUAAAUGUUUUCUACGUGACAGUGAACCUUUUAUCAUUGAAAACACAUCAAAUGGUUUCUACAGCAUAUUAACAAACACUGAUUUGGACAGAGAGACAGCCUCUGAGUAUAAUAUAACUGUGACCUGCUCUGAUGAGGGAGUCCCCUCCCUCUCUAGCAGUGUCACUCUCACCUUACAGAUCUCUGAUGUUAAUGACAACACUCCUGUCUUUGAGAGGAGCUCAUAUGAGGCCUACAUUGUAGAAAACAACACACCAGGUCUCUCUAUAUUCACAGUGAGAGCCAGAGACGCUGAUUGGAACCAGAAUGCCCGUGUUUCUUACAUACUGGAGGACUCCUCUGUUAGCGGAGUGCCAGUCUCCUCAUAUGUGUCCGUUAGUGCUGAUAGUGGAGUCAUCCAUGCAGUGCGCUCUUUUGACUACGAGCAGAUCAAAGAUUUCCAGUUCCGCGUCAAAGCUCAGGAUGGAGGCUCUCCUCCACUCAGUAGCAACGUGACUGUUAAAAUACUGAUCCAGGACCAGAACGACAACCCUCCUCAGGUUCUGUACCCAGUCCAGACUGGUGGCUCUCUGGUGGCUGAAAUGGUGCCUCGUUCAGCAGAUGUGGGCUAUCUGGUGACUAAAGUGGUGGCUGUUGAUGUGGACUCUGGACAGAAUGCCUGGCUCUCCUAUAAACUGCAGAAAGCCACAGACAGGGCGCUGUUUGAAGUGGGCUUACAGAAUGGAGAAAUAAGAACUAUCCGCCAAGUGACUGAUAAAGAUGCAGUGAAACAAAGACUGACUGUUAUAGUGGAGGACAACGGGCAGCCCUCUCGUUCAGCUACAGUCAUUGUUAACGUGGCGGUGGCGGACAGCUUCCCUGAAGUUCUGUCGGAGUUCACUGACUUUACCCAGGACAAGGAGUACAAUGACAACCUGACUUUUUACUUAGUGUUGGCUCUGGCUGUAGUUUCCUUCCUCUUCAUCACGUGUUUAGUGGUUAUUAUAUCAGUGAAAAUCUACAGAUGGAGACAGUCUCGCAUCAUGUAUCACUCCAAUCUCCCUGUGAUUCCAUAUUAUCCUCCACGUUACUCAGACACUUUGGGGACAGGGACUCUCCAACACGUGUACAAUUACGAGGUGUGCAGGACGACUGACUCCAGAAAGAGUGACUGUAAGUUCGGCAGAGCUGGUAGUCAGAACGUGUUGAUAAUGGACCCCAGUUCUACAGGGACGAUGCAGCGGAUACAGAGUGAAAAGAGCAUCCUGGAUGAACCAGACUCUCCUUUAGAGGUUAGAAAACUUUAACUAUAACUUUUUUAAAUUCUAUUUUCAUGCAAAUCAAUAUCAGAGUAUUGGUGCGUUUAUUUCAUAAGCGGUAGCUUUCAGCAGGAUUCAGGAACGCCUGAGAAGUUUCGUUAACGUUACAGCAUUCAUAUUCAGCACCACGGACAGCGACACACAUGACUAACUCCAGUGAAUGUAUUGUGGGGGGAGGUUUCUGUCUCGGCUCAAUCUCUUUUAUUCAUAUCAACUGUAACUUAAGAAACACUUCAGCAUUGAAAUAUAUUACAAAAACACUUGAACACGGUAUUAUUAAGGUAUUUAUUUUUGGGACAUUAAAGUACAUUAAAUCAACGACCGAAUUUACUAUGGAUUUAGUUCCGCUUGAGCAAUAGUGUGACUUUGCACUGAACUGUACUCUUUGAUAUUAUUUGUUGUAAUUUGUAUUGUCAACUCAGAGGGUCGCUGUUGGCAAGCGAGUUACAUUGUAACUAGAUGUUAUUUUUUCUCUGUGUCCUGCCCCUUCGAGUCGAUACGUUGGACACAAUGAGAGAAAGACAGAAUGCAUAGUCCGUGCUCACAAGGAACACUGCGAAAAAUGGUGUAACUGGAUACAUUGCUUAUCUUUCUACAGUUGGAUUGUGGACGUAUUUUUGUUAUCUUUGCUAUAACUUCGCAUUGACUGCAGUGGGAAUGCUUU
Lates calcarifer (barramundi perch) is the source of this 3491-nucleotide messenger RNA. Its product is annotated as protocadherin beta-16-like. Bases 398 to 2815 code for a protein of 805 amino acids. Gene Ontology annotation, molecular function: calcium ion binding. The record is from RefSeq and is a predicted model, not a curated record. The transcript is spliced from 2 exons. Gene Ontology annotation, cellular component: plasma membrane. Gene Ontology annotation, biological process: homophilic cell-cell adhesion. NCBI's taxonomy places the organism in Eukaryota, Metazoa, Chordata, Actinopteri, Centropomidae.